ACACAUAUUACUGCAGUCCGUAAAGAAAAAAAAAAAAAAAAUCUGAUAUGACCGAAGACGAAGCUGGGGCAGGAGUGACGAUGUUCUUCUUUGCCAUUAACUAUUUAUUAUUGCUAUAAUUUUGCUUCUUUGAUAUGUCUACGCUCUUCCUAUAGCCUUAGGCCCGUCUAGGGUUUGCGUUUCUUCGUCGUCAUUUCCUCGUUGCUUUGGAUUCGUGUGUAGUAGAGUUUUGAAAGAGUAGCUAAAAAGUUGUUUUUGUUAGAUCAGAAGUCGCGAAGGGAGCUCGCCGCAAAGGUAACAUAACAUCUUUCUACUCUUUUGCAAGCUUCGUCGGCUUAAUCCCUUAAAUACGCCAAAGUAUUAAAUCCGUAAUUUUAGGAAAAAUGGUGAAGGAAUGAGAUUUAAGUUUCUGUAGGAUUUAGGGGCUGUUUGGUAUCGGAUUUACAGCGGGGUUUAUGUCGGAUUUACGCUAAAUCCAGCCAAACAGUUUUUGUGCGCGCGUUAAAUCCCGUGAUUCGGUAAAUCCCGAAUUUACGGAUUUACGGCUUAAAUCUGGGAUUUAGUGAAGCCGAUGGGUAGCCGGAUUUAACGGGAUUUAACUUCGAGCGAUUCAUUUCGCGCGCCGCCCGUGUCGUCAACUGGAGAGCUCGCCCUAUUUCUACAAACAAACGCAUCAGGCUUCUUCACAACCGCCUCACUUGGGAUUUCAUCUUCACGAAGGUUCUUCGUUGGAGUCUGGUUGAGCGACAGGUAUUAUUAUUAUUUUUUUUUGGUGUAGAUCACAGUUGCAUAGUUGAGCAGUUUUUUUUUUUGCUGCAAAGUGCUGGAGUGGGAUUGUGGAAGAAACAUUUUCCUCAAUUUUUUCAUGAAAACUUCAAUUAUUUUGAGAAUCACACACAAAUGGCAAGAACACCAAAUAAUAACCAAACAAGAAAGAAGAGACAUUCACAUUACUGAUAAAAGAGCAGUACUCCACCAUAUUUCAUGAACAAAAAUGCAUCAGAUUAAAGUUGUCAUUGUUGCUGUUUGGAGGGAUUUAAGGUGCUUUUUCUUAGACACAUAUUCUUUUUCUCUUGCAUUUGGAUGCGGAUGCGAAAUGAAUGAACUCCCACGAAAAUUGCUUUAUGGGCAGCAGGAUGUAGAGUAGCUGAUUAAUGAUAGCUUUUUGGAAGUUUGCAAAGUUUCCGGUUGGGGUUGGCUCAAUCGAAUUAUGUGGACAAAUAUAUUCAGAGUUGGAGAAUUUCAAGUUAUUACAUGGUUUCAGUUUCUUCCUAGUGAUCCUGAUCCAACCUCUUUGAAUGACAAAAGUUCAAAAGCAGAGCAGAAAGAUGCUGCUACCUUCUCAGUGAUUUCAGCACACCUUAGGUUGCAGAAUGAUGGCUUUCUUAGCACUUGGACAAAUUCCUUUGUUGGCCCUUGGGAUCCUUCCCAGGGCGUCCACAACCCUGAUGAGAAAAUCAAACUUUGGUUGUUUAUUCCUGGACGCCAUUCUUCGUUAGUGGAACCUGCUCAAGCUGCAGUGUCAAAAUUGAGAGUUGUUGGACGUGGAGUGUGGUUAGCCCCUGGAGACUCUGAGGAGGUUGCCGUUGCACUGUCUCAAGCUUUCAGGAAUUCGAUUGAAAGAGCAUUCAGAGGGCUUUCUUAUGUGAGAUUUGGGGAUGUUUUUGCAAAAAGCCAUUCUGCAUCAAGUGGAAAAAGCUUCAGGAAAGCUCAUCCGACUUGUGAAUUCAUUUUUGCUGCAACUGAAGAAGCAAUUUAUAUACAUGUGAUUAUAUCUGCAAAGCAUCUUCGCAACCUCAAUGAUGAUGACAUAGAAAGAGUGUUAAAGCGUUCUUCUUCAAAUUCCGUUAGGAAAGGGCUGCCAGUUUUUGUUUCUCCCAAUGGAAUGAGAGGCAGGCUUACUGGAUGUUGUCCUACUGACCUUGUUAAGCAGGUCUACACCAGCAAACUGAAGGCCAAUAAUGAAAGCGCACAUGUUUUACCCUCUAUCUCUCGGUCCACAGGCUAUCAAUUGAGGGGCCAAAAUUGUUUUGUUGAAGUCACUCUUGGUUGUCCAUCUACAUCCAACAAAGAUGCUCAGGAGAGAAAACGUAACCAAGAAAUAACUUCUGUCACGCCCAAGUCUGAAGAGCCCUGCUUGGCCUCUUCUGGCAAAAACCAGCAAUUUGAUCCCUUUCCUAUACUUGAAAGGACAUUCAUUUAUCCUGCAGAGUCUGUGCUGGUUCCUGUUUUGCACAGAGCAUUUGCCAGAUCCUCCCUGAAAAGGUUCUUUCUGAAAAGUUGGACAGGAACAUCAUUUCAUGAGUUGUGGCCAUUUUGGAAUUUUCCAUCUUCAUCUCAGUUUUUACGUUGUGAGUUCUUAGAGGCAUUCGGGAUUGAUUUCAGUGGCACUGGACUGAAGCGAAAACAUAAUAGCAGUAGUAAUAAUAGUAGCUGUAGCAGCACCAGCAGCACUGGUAGCACGUCCAGCGGAAGCGAUCAUGCAGCUGGUAUUGUAACUGGUGACCUGGAAGCUGAUGCUGAUUCUUUAACCUCUAGGCAGUCUGGUUUAUCUUCUAAUGAUCAGUUUGAUAACGAUGGCAAGAAGAUGGUCUCUAAGCGUCUUCGCUCCAGUGUGACUGAUGUAUUUGGUCAAGCAGCUACAGUUGCAAGUGUGACUGCUCAAAAUGCAGCCAAAUCUGAGUUUAGUGUCGUUGAUGCAAAUAAUUCUGCUAUUGGUGGUUCGGCAAAUGUUCAAGUAGGUUCCAGUUGGGAUUGGGAUGAUGAUGACAGAGGAAUUGGCAUAGACAUCCAAUCACUUCUAGCAGAGUUUGGAGAUUUUGGUGACUUUUUUGAAAAUGAUGUUCUUGAUUUUGGUGAGCCUCCAGGAACUGCCGAGUCUCAAGUCAUUGUAUUUCCGUCUGUUGAUUGUGGAGAUAUCAGUGGUAGUCCUUGUACAGCUGGAAUUGAUAGUCCAGACCAGAGAAUAUCAGCUGUGGGUCUUACAUCUUUUGAAAACUACAACCAACCAUCUUCAACAUUUUCGGAGGAUACUGAUGGUACUAAGGAUGCUAAGUCAUCUGUUACCAUAACUCAUUCUUUGGAGUCAUCCAACGGAAAGUUUGACAAUUUGAUGAAAGCAGAAGCCAUGCUGACAUUUUCCCCAGAAUAUGCAGCAGUUGAAAUAUGUUCAAGUGAGUUCAGCAUCUCAAUUUUCAGAAACCCAUACUUACCAGGCUCUAAAAAGGUUGAAACCUCACUCGUGCCCUCUUGUGCUCAUGUUUAUGGUGCAACACCACCUUCUCCUUCUGUGUCCGAUAUGGAGGAAAGCUUUGAAAAAUCUUCUAAAUUAAAACCUGGUAUUGGGUUGUAUGCUGUAAGUUCUGGUCAGCUUGGGAAAUUAUACACACUUGUGAAAGGCGUGCCUAAGAAGAUUGACAGUAAAUUGUUCAAUGAUGUAAUGCCUUCACAUAAAGGACAAAAACCAUCAUCUCUUUCGGUAAUGAAGUCAUCUAGUGGAACUUCUGCUUUACAGAUAAACAAUGACAGUACAUUUGAGGCAGGUCAUUUUCUUCUCUCCCUGGAGACUCUGCUUGCAACUGAAAUUGAGUGCAUAAUAUUCCAGGUUGCUAUGUGCAGGAUUCGGCAUACUUUAUUAUCUUUUAACAGCAGACGUCCUAUUGGUUUGAAUAAACUGACUGGGGAUGCUAUGCUUGAUCUGAUUUCAUAUGACACUAACAGCUUGCCUGAUGUGAUUCCCAACAAGCAUGAAGCAAAGAAGAAAGAUAUGCUACCUGUCAGAAUUGCAGGUGAUGUUCAUAUUGGAAUGCUGGAUGCGCCUUUAACUUCAUCAGUUGGUGUUUGGCGUCCCGUUGGUGUCCCCAAAGGGACAAAGCCUUCUAAUACAUGUCUUCCUCAAAAUUCGCCAUCUUUGCCUCAUAAUUUGUCAAAUGAAGAAACCUUUGGUUUUCGUGGGCAAAGGCAACCUCUUCAGGAACUUCUUGAUGCAAUUGGCCUACUUGUUCAACAAUCUGCUUCUCUUGUUGAUGUUUCUCUUGAUAUGGAUGAUGUUGAUGGCUCCUAUUCUUGGCUUGCAUUAGAGGAGCAGCAGAGGCGAGGAUUUUCCUGCGGUCCCUCUAUGGUUCAUGCUGGAUGUGGUGGAAUCUUUGCUUCAUGCCACUAUGUCGACAUUGCUGGUAUUGAGUUGAUAGAUCCGCUGUCAGCUAAUGUUCAAGUUUCAAAUGUAAUCAGUUUGCUGCAGUCGGACAUCAAAUUAGGAUUGAAAUCUGCUUUUCCUAGUUCAGAAGGCCCUCUUUCCUUGACUGAAUGGUGCAGGGGUCGUCACCAAUUAGGUGAUUCAGGAGCAAGUGGAGAUGGUCAUCCUUUUCAAUAUACCAUUGGUGAGGUUAAAGAUCCUCUAAGCACGGUGUCUUUGGGAGGAGAGCCAAUAAGCCCACCGCAAUCAGGCUGUGUCUCUUCCUGCAUUAGAGAUGGUGUUAGAAUUGAUGAUUCUACUCAAAGAAGGUCAAAUCAAGAUAUCUGCGGCUCAGAGUCGGAUGCUCAGAAAUUUUCUUCUAGAUUCAAACCCACUCUAGCAGCUCUCUCGUUGCCGGCUUUACUUGUUGGUUACCAGGAUGAUUGGUUGAAAACGUCUGUUAAUUGUCUUCAACUUUGGGAGAAGGCUCCUCUGGAGCCUUAUGCCUCACCUAAACCUGUUUCCUAUUUUGCUCUAUGUCCUGAUAUUGAUCUCCUAACAUCUGCUGGUACUGAUUUUUUCCAGCAGUUAGGAACGGUUUAUGAGGCAUGCAAGCUUGGUUCUCAUACUCUUCAAAUCAAUGGAGGCUUAAUGGAAUCUUCAUCUGGAAAACUUUCUUCCUCUGGUCUUUUGCUUGUUAAUUGCCCACAAGAGCUAAAGGUUGCAAGCAGUAACAUGUUAUCUAUUAGUUCAAUAACUGAUUAUUUUGUUGCUCUUUCCAAGUGUUGGAAUGUGAAGGGUUAUCUCAACUCUGUUAAGAAGGUUCUAAAGGGUCUGAAACUUGCUGCAAAUCCAUCACCAAAUCAUAAGGAGCGCAAUGUUGGUCCUUGUAUGGUUGUGUAUGUUGUGUGCCCCUUCCCUGAGCCCACAGCAGUUUUGCAGACAGUGAUCGAGUGCUCUGCUGCUUUGGGUUCUGGCGUUCUAGCGCCAGACAAGGACAGGCAGUCUUUGCUGUACAACCAGGUUGCCAAGUCUCUUAUUUCCUCUGCUGCAGUGGAUGAAGCAUCAGCUUCAAAUGUUGUGAUGCUUUCAGGGUUUCGUAUUCCCAAACUAGUCCUGCAGAUCGUAACAGUGGAUUGCUUACUAAGAUUAAACAGGCCUUCCAAAGAGCUUGGAAUUUUUAAAGAGAUUGCAUUCACUGUAUACAACAAAAUUCGAAGAAUCCCAAGGACUGCUUCAGGUGCUGACAUUUUUCAGUCAUCAGCUAUCUCGGGUAGACCUCAAUCAACGUUGAUGCAUGUAACGUCUCCUAUUCCAGGCAUCUGGAAGGAUUGUCUUGCUCCUCGCAUAUCUGGACCAGCUCUUACUAGAGAGGCUGAGCUUGAUUCAUCUUUGAGGCCAGUUCCCUGGGAUAAUUCAUGGCAGACAAGGAUUGGAGGACUAAGCUCUGAUCCUCAUAGGUCUGUGGAGCUAUGUCUUCAAGAUGAUCCAAGAUAUGUUUUUGAGCCACUUUUUGUAUUGGCGGAACCCGGGUCAGUUGAGCAUGCCAUUUUUCCUGCUGUGCUUUACAACAACAUGCCAGAAUGUUCAAGCUCAAAAUCUUCUAUUGAAGAUAACAGUAGCAUAUAUGUACAAAGUUCAAGUACUGGAGGAGCUGCGGAGAUCGGCAAAGGUUCCUCGCAUGAUGGAUCAGAGCAUGACAAUAGGGCUGCAAAUCUUCAUUGUUCUUAUGGUUGGACUGAGGACUGGCGCUGGCUGAUCUGCGUCUGGACGGAUUCCAGGGGAGAGUUGCUUGAUUGCAGCAUUUUCCCCUUUGGUGGCAUUAGCAGCCGCCAAGACACAAAGGUUUUGCAAAACCUGUUUGUUCAAGUUCUUCACCACAGCUGUCAAAUACUAUCCAGUUCUUCCUUGGAUUCAGGUAGCAGGCUAAGGGAUAUAAUAAUUACCCGUAUUGGAUGUUACUUUGAGCUUGAAUGCCAAGAGUGGCAAAAAGCUAUUUAUUCUGUUGGUGGGAAUGAUGUCAAGAAGUGGCCUGUACAACUUAGACGGACUGCGCCGGAUGGUGUUUUAAACAAUAGUGGAGCUUCUCUCGAGCAACAAGAAAUAAGUCUGAUCCAAGAAAGGGCCCUGCCUUCUUCACCUAGUCCUUUGUAUAAUCCCCAUGCUAAGCCUAGCUUUAUUAAAGGUGGUCUUGGGCAAACUAAUGCCAAAAAGCAGAUCUUAGCCGGUCAGGCAGGAUUGGACAGCUCAAGGGGAUUACUACAGUUGGCAAGAAGCAUAAGUUUAGUCUCUGUUUCAAUGGAUCACACUCUGCAUCUAAUCCUUCCUUCAGACUUAUCUUCUUCGGGUGUUGGACAAAGCAACAGCAGCAGCUCAGGCAUCUCUAACUAUCUAGAGGGAUUCAGUCCUGUGAAGUCCCUUGGAUCAAUGCCAGGUUCCUAUCUCCUGAUUCCUUCUCCCAGCAUGCGCUUCCUACCACCUUCACCCCUACAGCUUCCGACAUGCUUGACGUCGGAGUCUCCGCCUCUCGCGCAUCUCCUACACAGUAAAGGCUCUGCAAUUCCACAGUCCACUGGAUUUGUAGUUUCCAAAUCAAUCCCAAACCCAAGGAAAGAUUUUGUUGAGCCCAUUAAAGAAGAUUGCCCUUCCAUUCUAUCUGUCGGCCUCGUCGAUCACUAUGGAGGUCAAGAAAAGUUGGCGGUGGCGGUCGGCCGUGGUGGUGGGAGCGCCAUGGCUGCUAAGCAAGGCAGGAGCUUAGGGCCGGAGCCUGUUUCAAGAGAUUAUGAGGUGGAAGCAAAUCUGGUCCUCGAGUCAGUAGCUGCAGAGCUACAUUCACUUUCAUGGAUGACUGUGAGCCCAUUAUACUUGGAGAGGCGCUCUGCUUUGCCUUUUCAUUGUGAUAUAUUACUGAGGCUCAGAAGGCUUUUGCAUUAUGCAGACAAAGAGUUCUCUAAGGCUUCUGAACAGUUAGAGCCAGCAGAUACAGAUUUGUGAGUAGUAGCUAGUCUUUUUAAUAACCAGAUUCACCUUUUGGCAUUCUUUCUGCUAAGAUUUUGGUUGUACACUUAGAUUUAGUGAUGGCUGGAGAUGGUUUGCUCUUUUUUUUUUCCCUUUCUCCUGGCCUAUUAGAUACUUGUAAAUAACUCCAAAUCGUUUGAUCUAAUUGAUUUAUAUAAAAUUCAACUGAUCUUGUAAUUACAUUCUUGUACUUUACAAUUUAUGUACAUAUAUUUUUUCUUUUGGUUAUUUUUUUAA
Dendrobium catenatum is the source of this 7429-nucleotide messenger RNA. Its product is annotated as mediator of RNA polymerase II transcription subunit 13. The coding region runs from base 1211 to 7168 and encodes 1985 amino acids. The transcript is spliced from 23 exons. Gene Ontology annotation, cellular component: mediator complex. The record is from RefSeq and is a predicted model, not a curated record. Lineage: Eukaryota; Viridiplantae; Streptophyta; Magnoliopsida; Asparagales; Orchidaceae. Gene Ontology annotation, molecular function: transcription coregulator activity. Gene Ontology annotation, biological process: regulation of transcription by RNA polymerase II.